Ilex paraguariensis (yerba mate) is the source of this 5685-nucleotide messenger RNA. The record is from the annotation of a GenBank genome assembly. NCBI's taxonomy places the organism in Eukaryota, Viridiplantae, Streptophyta, Magnoliopsida, Aquifoliales, Aquifoliaceae.
AUGAAGAAGAUCAGCAAUAUGAAAUUUCUGUUCUUCUUCUUCUUCUACUACUGUUGCAUUGGUUGUUACUCUUUGGUGUUGAAUGAUGAAGUAUCGAUUUUACUAUCGAUAAAAGAAAAACUCAUCGACCCAUUGGAUCGGCUCGGAGAUUGGAAAAUGCCAAACAAUGGAGUGGUGAACAGUUCAGUUCACUGUAGUUGGACUGGAGUACAGUGCAACUCCAAUGGUGCUGUGGAGAAGCUUGAUCUCUCCCACAUGAAUCUCAGUGGCAGUGUAUCGAAUGACGUCCAAUUGCUACAAAGCCUUUCUUCUCUCAACUUGUGCUGCAAUGAGUUUUCAUCACCAUUGCCAAAUUCUAUAUCCAAUCUCACUGCAUUGAAAAGCAUUGAUGUGAGCCAGAAUUUCUUUGUCAAUGGCUUUCCACUAGGUCUUGGAAGUGUGGCUGGUUUGACAACAUUGAACGCUUCGAGCAAUAACUUCUCAGGUUCUCUUCCUGAGGACCUUGGAAAUGCAACAUUUCUGGAAAGCCUAGAUCUCAGGGGAAACUUUUUUGAAGGUUCGAUCCCAUUGUAUUUCAAGAACUUGGGAAAAUUGAAGUUUCUUGGCCUUUCAGGAAACAACCUUACAGGUCAUAUACCGCACGAGCUAGGCGAACUUUCAUCAUUGGAGACUAUAGUCCUUGGGUACAAUGAAUUCGAAGGUCAAAUUCCAGCUGAGAUUGGAAAUCUCACCAAUCUCAAGUAUCUUGACUUGGCAGUUGGCAAUCUUGGUGGCUCAAUUCCAGCAGAACUGGGGAGGUUAUGGUUACUGAAUACAGUCUUCUUAUACAAGAACAAUUUUGAAGGGAAGAUCCCACCAGAAAUUGGCAACAUAGCUUCAUUACAGCUGCUUGAUCUCUCAGAUAACAUGUUAUCAGGAGAGAUUCCAGCUGCGAUAGCUGACCUGAAGAAUUUGCAGUUAUUGAAUCUAAUGUGCAAUCAAUUGUCAGGUUCAGUUCCUUCUGGACUUGGAGGGUUGACUCAAUUAGUCGUCCUUGAGCUAUGGAACAAUUCCUUGUCAGGCCCUUUGCCAAGUGACCUUGGUCAUAAUUCACCACUACAGUGGUUGGACAUAUCGACUAAUUCAUUCUCUGGUCCAAUUCCAGCAAACUUGUGCAAUGGAGGUAACCUCACUAAGCUCAUUCUUUUCAAUAAUGCUUUCUCUGGUCCGAUUCCUACUGCUUUAACGACAUGUAUGUCCCUAGUUCGUGUCCGCAUGCAAAAUAAUCUUCUUUCUGGUACAAUCCCAGUUGGCUUUAGCAAACCUGUGAAGCUUCAAAGGCUGGAACUGGCUAACAAUAAUCUGACUGGCCAAAUCCCAAAUGACAUUGCUCUUUCUACAUCUCUUUCUUUCAUUGAUUUCUCACAAAACCACCUUCAAUCUUCUCUCCCUUCCUCCAUUCUUUCCAUUCCAAAUCUUCAAAACUUCAUGGCCUCAAAUAAUAACUUGGUAGGAGAGAUCCCGGACCAAUUCCAGGACUGUCCUUCACUUUCCGUCCUUGAUCUCUCCUCAAACCAUUUUACUGGAAGCAUUCCAGCAAGUAUUGCUUCAUGUGAGAAAUUGGUGAAUUUGAAUCUCCGAAGCAACCAAUUAACUGGACCAAUUCCAAGAGCGAUUGCAAUGAUGCCCACAUUAGCAAUUCUUGAUCUGUCAAAUAAUUCUCUCACUGGAGGGAUCCCUGAGAAUUUUGGGAACUCACCAGCCUUAGAAAUGCUCAAUGUUUCUUACAAUAGGCUCGAGGGUCCUGUGCCUGAAAAUGGCAUGCUCAGAACAAUUAACCCAGAUGAUCUGGGGGGAAAUGCCGGUCUCUGUGGUGGGGUGCUACCUCCAUGCUCCCAAAAUUCAGCAUACACAUCGAAGCAGAGGAGUGUGCAUGCGAAACACAUCAUUGCCGGAUGGAUCAUUGGAGUUUCGACGCUUCUAGCUCUUGUAAUAUCUGUGUUUGGGGCUCAAUCUCUAUACAAAAGGUGGUAUGCAAAUGGAAGUUGCUUUGAGGAAAGGUUCGAAAUGAGCAGUGGAGAGUGGCCUUGGAGAUUAAUGGCAUUCCAGAGGCUUUGUUUCACUAGCAAUGACAUUUUGGCUUGCACCAAGGAAUCAAAUGUGAUUGGAAUGGGAGCAACAGGGAUUGUGUAUAAGGCCGAGAUGGAACGGCUAAAUACAGUUGUGGCAGUAAAGAAACUCUGGAGAUCAGGAACUGAUAUUGAAAUGGGAAGCAAUGAUGAUCUUGUAGGGGAGGUAAAUCUCCUGGGGAGGUUGAGGCAUCGAAACAUUGUAAGGCUGAUUGGAUUUCUUCACAAUGACACCAAUGCAAUGAUAAUUUAUGAGUAUAUGCAGAAUGGCAGCCUAGGGGAAGCUUUACAUGGCAAACAAGGAGGGAGGUUGCUUGUGGACUGGGUUUCGCGAUACAACAUUGCGGUUGGAGUGGCGCAAGGACUUGCUUACCUCCACCAUGACUGUCGCCCACCUGUGAUACACCGGGAUGUCAAGUCAAAUAACAUACUGCUCGAUACAAAUCUUGAAGCAAGGAUUGCUGAUUUUGGGUUGGCCAGGAUGAUGAUUAAGAAGAAUGAGACACCAAGAACAAUGAAGAAGAUCAGCAAUAUGAAAUUUCUGUUCUUCUUCUUCUUCUACUACUGUUGCAUUGGUUGUUACUCUUUGGUGUUGAAUGAUGAAGUAUCGAUUUUACUAUCGAUAAAAGAAAAACUCAUCGACCCAUUGGAUCGGCUCGGAGAUUGGAAAAUGCCAAACAAUGGAGUGGUGAACAGUUCAGUUCACUGUAGUUGGACUGGAGUACAGUGCAACUCCAAUGGUGCUGUGGAGAAGCUUGAUCUCUCCCACAUGAAUCUCAGUGGCAGUGUAUCGAAUGACGUCCAAUUGCUACAAAGCCUUUCUUCUCUCAACUUGUGCUGCAAUGAGUUUUCAUCACCAUUGCCAAAUUCUAUAUCCAAUCUCACUGCAUUGAAAAGCAUUGAUGUGAGCCAGAAUUUCUUUGUCAAUGGCUUUCCACUAGGUCUUGGAAGUGUGGCUGGUUUGACAACAUUGAACGCUUCGAGCAAUAACUUCUCAGGUUCUCUUCCUGAGGACCUUGGAAAUGCAACAUUUCUGGAAAGCCUAGAUCUCAGGGGAAACUUUUUUGAAGGUUCGAUCCCAUUGUCUUUCAAGAACUUGGGAAAAUUGAAGUUUCUUGGCCUUUCAGGAAACAACCUUACAGGCCAUAUACCGCACGAGCUAGGCGAACUUUCAUCAUUGGAGACUAUAGUCCUUGGGUACAAUGAAUUCGAAGGUCAAAUUCCAGCUGAGAUUGGAAAUCUCACCAAUCUCAAGUAUCUUGACUUGGCAGUUGGCAAUCUUGGUGGCUCAAUUCCAGCAGAACUGGGGAGGUUAUGGUUACUGAAUACAGUCUUCUUAUACAAGAACAAUUUUGAAGGGAAGAUCCCACCAGAAAUUGGCAACAUAGCUUCAUUACAGCUGCUUGAUCUCUCAGAUAACAUGUUAUCAGGAGAGAUUCCAGCUGCGAUAGCUGAACUGAAGAAUUUGCAGUUAUUGAAUCUAAUGUGCAAUCAAUUGUCAGGUUCAGUUCCUUCUGGACUUGGAGGGUUGACUCAAUUAGUCGUCCUUGAGCUAUGGAACAAUUCCUUGUCAGGCCCUUUGCCAAGUGACCUUGGUCAUAAUUCACCACUACAGUGGUUGGACAUAUCGACUAAUUCAUUCUCUGGUCCAAUUCCAGUAAACUUGUGCAAUGGAGGUAACCUCACUAAGCUCAUUCUUUUCAAUAAUGCUUUCUCUGGUCCGAUUCCUACUGCUUUAACGACAUGUAUGUCCCUAGUUCGUGUCCGCAUGCAAAAUAAUCUUCUUUCUGGUACAAUCCCAGUUGGCUUUAGCAAACCUGUGAAGCUUCAAAGGCUGGAACUGGCUAACAAUAAUCUGACUGGCCAAAUCCCAAAUGACAUUGCUCUUUCUACAUCUCUUUCUUUCAUUGAUUUCUCACAAAACCACCUUCAAUCUUCUCUCCCUUCCUCCAUUCUUUCCAUUCCAAAUCUUCAAAACUUCAUGGCCUCAAAUAAUAACUUGGUAGGAGAGAUCCCGGACCAAUUCCAGGACUGUCCUUCACUUUCCGUCCUUGAUCUCUCCUCAAACCAUUUUACUGGAAGCAUUCCAGCAAGUAUUGCUUCAUGUGAGAAAUUGGUGAAUUUGAAUCUCCGAAGCAACCAAUUAACUGGACCAAUUCCAAGAGCGAUUGCAAUGAUGCCCACAUUAGCAAUUCUUGAUCUGUCAAAUAAUUCUCUCACUGGAGGGAUCCCUGAGAAUUUUGGGAACUCACCAGCCUUAGAAAUGCUCAAUGUUUCUUACAAUAGGCUCGAGGGUCCUGUGCCUGAAAAUGGCAUGCUCAGAACAAUUAACCCAGAUGAUCUGGGGGGAAAUGCCGGUCUCUGUGGUGGGGUGCUACCUCCAUGCUCCCAAAAUUCAGCAUACACAUCGAAGCAGAGGAGUGUGCAUGCGAAACACAUCAUUGCCGGAUGGAUCAUUGGAGUUUCGACGCUUCUAGCUCUUGUAAUAUCUGUGUUUGGGGCUCAAUCUCUAUACAAAAGGUGGUAUGCAAAUGGAAGUUGCUUUGAGGAAAGGUUCGAAAUGAGCAGUGGAGAGUGGCCUUGGAGAUUAAUGGCAUUCCAGAGGCUUUGUUUCACUAGCAAUGACAUUUUGGCUUGCACCAAGGAAUCAAAUGUGAUUGGAAUGGGAGCAACAGGGAUUGUGUAUAAGGCCGAGAUGGAACGGCUAAAUACAGUUGUGGCAGUAAAGAAACUCUGGAGAUCAGGAACUGAUAUUGAAAUGGGAAGCAAUGAUGAUCUUGUAGGGGAGGUAAAUCUCCUGGGGAGGUUGAGGCAUCGAAACAUUGUAAGGCUGAUUGGAUUUCUUCACAAUGACACCAAUGCAAUGAUAAUUUAUGAGUAUAUGCAGAAUGGCAGCCUAGGGGAAGCUUUACAUGGCAAACAAGGAGGGAGGUUGCUUGUGGACUGGGUUUCGCGAUACAACAUUGCGGUUGGAGUGGCGCAAGGACUUGCUUACCUCCACCAUGACUGUCGCCCACCUGUGAUACACCGGGAUGUCAAGUCAAAUAACAUACUGCUCGAUACAAAUCUUGAAGCAAGGAUUGCUGAUUUUGGGUUGGCCAGGAUGAUGAUUAAGAAGAAUGAGACAGUUUCGAUGGUUGCUGGAUCUUAUGGAUACAUAGCCCCAGAAUACGGGUACACAUUGAAAGUUGAUGAGAAGAGUGAUAUUUACAGCUACGGGGUCGUUCUCAUGGAACUUCUAACUGGAAAACGGCCACUAGAUCCUGUAUUUGGAGAAUCUGUUGAUAUAGUUGAAUGGAUUCGAAUGAAGAUUAGAGACAACAAAGCUUUAGAAGAAGCAUUAGACCUGAGUGUCGGAGGGACCAAACACGUCCAAGAGGAGAUGCUUUUGGUCCUUCGGAUAGCACUUCUUUGUACAGCCAAGCUCCCUAAGGACAGACCUUCCAUGAGGGAUGUCAUAACGAUGCUUGGAGAAGCCAAGCCUCGGAGAAAAAGCAGCAGCAGCAGCAACAAUGGUGGGACUCCCACCAGCAAAGAUAAGCCAGUAUUUAGCACAUCACCUGUAAAUGGCCUGUGA